AUGACAUCCCAAGAACAAAAAACGUUAAAUGCGACCAACCCCACCUUGACCAAUGCUUCCCUGGCGGAUGCCGAGGAGGCAGCCUCUUUGCCCGCUCUAAAGUUCCCCCCAGAAGAAAUUCAGGCCGACGUCAACAGGAUAGAGCGUGAUGAGGAUCUCACCGAAGUGAUGGACCCAACGAACGCACUACCGCUCUCAUCGCACUACUACGCAGAGUCUACCUCGGACGCCUCGGAGAUCACGUUCGAUAUGCGGGACUUCCAAACCGUGCACUCUAGCAAACGGAGGAAAAGAGCGCUCAACCUUGCGCCUAAGAUAAUGGGACACACCACCACGUUCCCUUCGGCUCUGGGCAAUGUAGUGGUCUUCACUCCGAAAGACCCCACAAAGCAAGUCACAAGCUUUAAUAGCAUUCGCCUGACCGCGGAGUUAGAAAACAUCGCUCCGUCCAGUAUCCUGCAAAUCAGGCCAAAUAAGGCACUAAACGUCAUUGCUAUUGACACCCGGAACUUACAAACUACAGCGCAGCUGUUGAAGCGUGAAACUCUGCUAGGUGUACCGAUGUACGCUUAUGAACCAAGGUCCAAAACUCAUGCUGUGGGUGUCGUGAAGGACGUAGCGAAGGACAUCACUGAGGAAGAGCUCAAGGCACAGCUUAAGAGUACAAUUAAGCUUGCUCAACUGAGGCGCUUGGGUGAUUCCCAAACAGAACGGGCGGCGACGCAAGAAGCCUUCCUUCGCCGCGGUUCCUUGCCCGGAGUCGUCGGAUGCGUCGACGGCAUCUUCAUCGCAAUAAAGGGGCCCUCAAAGUACAACCCUACCGUGACGAAGGUGCUCUACUGGUGUAGAAAACUGUACUACACCCUGAACGUCAUGGUGAUGUCUGACGCCGACCUGCGUAUUUUGGCCAUCGACCCCAGGAUGCCCGGCUCAACCCACAACUCAUAUGUGUGGAGGCGUUCGUGGGUGCGCCAGGAGUGCGUCGCUGGCCAUCUUGUCAGGCACAAUGAGCACCUGCUUGGGGACACUGGGUACCCCCUGGAGCCCUGGCUGAUAACGCCUGUGCCUGUGCGGCCAGCACUUGGCAAAACGGCUGGGCAAUACAAUCAGGCUCACGCCUCCAUGAGGGCAGUCGUGGAGCGCUGUACCGGGCUGCUGAAGAGGAGGUUCCGGUGCUUGCACAGGCACCGAACCCUUUAUCAUCAUCCGAAGAUCGCCGCCACGAUCGUGGCAGCCUGUGCGGUGCUCCACAAUGUCUGUCUCUGCUCAGGAGAGGCUGAGCCAGAGCCCCAGUCAGACUCAGACAGCAGUUCUGACGAGGACGAUGACGAAGAAGAAAGCGCCGACGCAGCUCGCGAGCGGAGAGGCCUCCAGUCGAGGCGUCUUUACAGUCAGGGGAAGGCUGUGCGGGACCGCCUUGUGCUUCUGCCGAGCACAGCCCACCUGCAACGCGUCCGUGACCGACUGCGUCGCAUCCGUCGUCGCCGCCAGCACCGGUAA
This is a messenger RNA of Ixodes scapularis (black-legged tick), 1500 nucleotides long. RefSeq lists its product as uncharacterized. The transcript has 4 exons. Bases 1 to 1500 code for a protein of 499 amino acids. Lineage: Eukaryota; Metazoa; Arthropoda; Arachnida; Ixodida; Ixodidae. The record is from RefSeq and is a predicted model, not a curated record.